AUGUAAGAUUGUGCAGCAGACCAAAAUUUCCUCAGUUUCUUACAGCUGGAAAAGGAUUUAAGUCAAGUGGAUGAAUAUUCAUCUUAAUUUAUUUUCUCAAAUUAAGACAAUCCUUCAUUAACUUAACUAGCAAAUUUAAAUCAUGUUCCCUAAAGUCAUCAAGCCAAAAAGAUCAAAAAGAAGAAAAGAGUGGAUUUUCAUUAUAAAAGAAGAAGAAGAAACAAUAAAAAUUCUGAAUUGAACAAUUAAGCACCAUUCAAUUUUGAUGAAGAUCAAAGAAUUUUAUCCCUUGUACUUGAACACGGCCCUAGGUUCUCUGUUGUUUCGAGAUACUUUGUUGAUAGAACUUAGAAUGCUAUAAAAAACAGGUAUUACAAAUACCUUCGAUUCAGAUGGGAUUAAAUAUUAGGAAGAGAUUACAUAAAUCUGAACUGUAGAAGAGAGGAUGAUCAAUAGACUAGUGAAGACUUGGAAUAACUAAUUGAAAAGAUGAACUUUUUUCCUGAAGUUACAACCAUAUUGUCAUCAUUUGUUCAAAGAGUCUAUUCACAUUUUAAUUGA
Molecule: messenger RNA, 561 nt
Organism: Paramecium tetraurelia
Lineage: Eukaryota; Ciliophora; Oligohymenophorea; Peniculida; Parameciidae
Exons: 2
Biological process (GO): regulation of DNA-templated transcription
Cellular component (GO): nucleus
Molecular function (GO): DNA-binding transcription factor activity, RNA polymerase II-specific; RNA polymerase II cis-regulatory region sequence-specific DNA binding
Source: RefSeq, a predicted model, not a curated record